AUGGCGACACCACAAGCCACGCACUUCAGCGUCCUUCCCGUCGAUGUCAUAGAUACCAUCACACAACAACUGGAUACCACUCGCAACUCUCAUGCAUCAUUCCUCCGCCUGCCACACCCACGGACUGGCGAAUUGUCAUUAUUCUUACCCUACCGGAGAACUGCCUCGACAUCAACAUCGAAAUGCGAAUGGGAUAUUUUGGAAGUGCAGAGCAUCUCCCCGCCGGGUUCACGAUCCUGGUUCUUGGAUGAACCAGACGAGGGCGCCGUGGUUGCAGACGGCAAACUACUCGUCAUGACCCCUAUAGACCCCGCUUUCCUCUUACUACCUCUUUUACUCGCUGUGCGCCCCGCAGACAAGAGCGUGGGCAUGUUCCGGCCACUGGACGAAGUCUUCGACAGCGCACACGAAAAGCUGGCGGGAGUAACUUCGGAGGAUGUCUCAUUCCUAAUCAACCUGGACUGCGUAGUGGGUGCUAUGCGCAGAAUAUGCGACGUUCAGGAUGUUACACCAGAACUAGCUGUAUACCGGUAUUCUGAGGGCAAGGUGGUGGAAUAUUUGAGAAAGAAGACGGCCAGGUUAGCAGAACCGCGGGUCAGCGAGCUGAGCAAAACGGUCGUUCGGUCACUGGCGAAGGACGCAUUGAUGGAGGAUGGGAAAGAAGAACUGCUUCAACUUGGACGUACGAAGGCGGCGUGCAAUGUGGUCUCACAGUACCUCCCACCGGCUCUCUACGCUGCCCUGCUAGCAUCAUACAACUUCUCGCCUCUAGACGCCCACACUCGUGCCCUCGAAGAUGAACAAAACGCAGCUAUGGUGCCAAUCAAAACGAGGAAUACAAAUAUAGACGAUGAUGGCGCCGCAGGAAAGAAGAGGAAAGGAGCGAAAGCGGAGAAGCCAAGUAAUGGGGUGCAGAAGUUGCAGAAAGCGAGCACGAAGGGGAUGUCGAAGCUGUCUACAUUUUUCACUAAGAAGUGA
Molecule: messenger RNA, 978 nt
Organism: Peniophora sp. CBMAI 1063
Lineage: Eukaryota; Fungi; Basidiomycota; Agaricomycetes; Russulales; Peniophoraceae
Source: the annotation of a GenBank genome assembly